CGGUGCGGGCUUUUCCUGGUGCCGGAUUUGGGACUUUCUGAGUGCGGGGUUUGAGUUCUCCCCGUGCGGGCUUGGAGCUGCCCUGGUGCGGGAUUUGGGGCUGUGCCGGUGUUCGGGUUCUCCUGGUGUACAGCUGGAGUUCUCCCAGCGCAGUUUUUGCCUUCUCCUGAUAAAGAUUUGGAGCCUUCCUAGCGCUGGGCUUGGUGCACGGUUCGAGUUCUCCCCGUGCAGGAUUUGGGCUCUCCUGGUGUGGGGUUGAGGCUUUCUCGCUGCUGGGUUUGGUGCUUUCUCAGCGCGGCUCUGGGGUUCUCUUGGAGCAGGAUCCAGAGCCCCGUGGUGCGGGGUUUGGAGCUCUCCCGGUGCAGGAUUUGGGGCUCUCCCGGUGCGAGGUUCGGCCUUUCCUCAUUGCAGGGUUCGGCGCUUUCUCACCGCGCCCUUGGGCUUCUCUCGGUGCAGAUUCGGCGCUCUCCCUGCGCGCAGAUCUCGGUGCUCCGCAUCACCCCGACUCCUCACAUCCCAUGGCAGCCCCUGGAGCCGGCAGCUGCUGGCAGGAUCCUCUGGCGGUGGAGGGCACGACGUGCCGCCCGGUGUGCGGGACGCGGUGCAGGCGGGCGCUGAGCGCGGUGUUCGUGCCGAGCUGCCGGUCGGCUCCGUGCCCGGCGCUGCGCUCCCUGCGGGCCGCCUGCCGCCAGCUGCGGGGCCGGCUGCGCACCGUGCCGUUCGGCCGCCUGGCGCUGGGGGAAACCGCAGCCCUGGAUCUCUUCUAUAACGCAGAUGUGGCCGUGGUGGAGCUCAGUGAUGCCGCCUGCCAGCCCUCGCUCUUCUACCACCUGGGGGUCCGGGAGAGUUUCGAUAUGUCCCACAACGUGCUGCUCUGCUGCCGCUCUGUGCUGCCUGCCCUGCAGGCCCUGCAGGAGGACAUCUGCCAGAAGAACUCGGACCUGUGUGGCAGUUACACCUUCAUCCCCUACACAGUGACGGCCCACGGAGAGGUGCUGUGCUGUGACAGCAGCGCUGAGCAGUGCCCCGCUGAGCUCCCCCAGCCCGGCUGCGGCACGGAGCCCUGCACCCCGCUGACAGCACGGCUCGUCCGGCUGCUGGAGGCCAUCCCCACCAACUCCUGCGGGUAUUUUCGGGAGAGCCUCCGACGUGACAUCCGCCGGGUGCGGGAGCUGUUCCGGGGCGAGCAGCUGAGCCGUGAGCUGAGGAGCAUCCAGCAGCGCCUGGACAGCGUGGAGCUGCUCAGCCUGGACAUCGUGGUCAGCCUGCUGCUGUCCUACCGCGAUGCGCAGGAUUACGACUCUAUCAUCUCUCUGGUGGACGCCCUGCACUCCCUGCCUACCUGCGACGUGGCCGAGCAGCCCAACGUUCGCUUCCAUUACGCCUUUGCCCUCAGUCGGAGGAACCGUGCUGGAGACCGCGAGAAGGCUCUGUCAGUGCUGCUGCCUGCCGUGCAGCACCGGGACACGGCGGCACCCGACCUGCUCUGCCUCUGCGGCCGCAUCUACAAAGACAUGUUCAUCAGCUCUGGCCUCACUGACACGGAGACGCGGGACCGAGCGCUGUACUGGUACAGCAAAGCCUUCGAGCUGGAGCCCAGCCUCCACGCGGGCAUCAACGCUGCCGUCCUCCUCGUCGCCUCCGGCCAUCGCUUCGACACCUCGCUGCGGCUGCAGCAGAUCGGAGUGAAGCUGAGCUGCCUGCAGGGCCGUAAGGGCAGCCUGGAGGAGCUGCGGCACUACUGGGACGUGGGCUUCUGCCUGGGGGCCGGAAUCUUGGCCAACGACCUGGGCAAAGUCAUCCAGGCCUCUGAGAAUCUCUACAAGCUCAACGCACCGGGAUGGUACCUGGUGUCCUUCAUGGAGACGUUCCUGCUCUACAAACACUUCCAGCAGAGCCCAGCGCUGCCAUCCGCCCGGCAGGAGCUGGCUGACUUCUGGCUGGGCUUCCUGCUCACCUCCUGCCAGCCCUUCGUGCCUGAGCCGCGCUGCCCAGUCCUCGUCCUGGAGCACGGCAAGGUGCUGCAGCCGGCACGGCUGGCGCUGCGCAGUGCGGCGGAGGAGCCCGCUGUGAUGCUCAGCCUCGUGUGCCCCACAGAGGAGAAAGCAGUGUCGAGCUGGAAGUUCCCACCCGCAGCCAUCCGGGGCGUCAGCAUCUGCAAGAGCGACGAGCGGGGCUGCUUUCUCUACGUGGCUCACACUGAGCACUUCCAGCUGUACUUCCCCUCCCAGCAGCACUGCCAGUGGUUCUGUGAGCGGGUCCAAUCCUUCCUGGCGGAGCAGGGCGGUGAGGAGCUGCUCGGCAGCACGCAGCCCAUCCUGGAGGUGAGGGGAGCACAGCGGGUGGCGGGGGGGGCGCCAGGCGUUCCUGCUGCCACCCCACGUGCCCCCCUGCAGUACAGCUAUGAGUGCACCGAGUCGGGUGAGCGCGUGGUCCUGGGCAGGGGCACUUAUGGGGUCGUCUACGCCGGGCGCUGCCUCGGCACCCAAGUGAGGAUCGCCAUCAAGGAGAUCCCAGAGCGGGACAGCCGCUGCUCGCAGCCCUUGCACGAGGAGCUGGCCUUGCACAAGCGCCUGCGGCACAGGAACAUCGUGCGGUACCUGGGCUCCGUCAGCCAGGAUGGCUUCAUCAAGAUCUUCAUGGAGGAGGUGCCGGGAGGGAGCCUCUCGUCCCUGCUGCGCUCCAAGUGGGGUCCCCUGAAGGACAACGAGCCCACCAUCGUCUUCUACACCCGCCAGAUCCUCAACGGGCUCAGUUACCUCCACGACAACCACAUCGUGCACCGGGACAUCAAGGGUGACAACGUCCUCAUCAACACAUACAGCGGCGUGCUGAAGAUCUCCGACUUCGGCACCUCCAAGCGGCUGGCGGGCAUCAGCCCCAGUGCUGGCAGCUUCACGGGCACCCUGCAGUACAUGGCCCCCGAAAUCAUCGACCGAGGGCCGUGGGGCUACGGGAAGCCGGCAGAUAUCUGGUCGUUGGGCUGCACCGUCAUCGAGAUGGCCACGGGCAGACCGCCCUUCUACGAGCUGGGCAGCCCCCAGGCGGCCAUGUUCAAGGUGGGCAUGUUCAAGGCACACCCGGAGGUGCCCGGCUCCAUGUCGGACGAGGCCAAGGCUUUCAUCCUGCGCUGCUUCGAGGCUGACCCGGCCGUGAGGGCGACGGCAUCCGCGCUGCUGCAGGACCCGUUCCUGGCUGGUGCCAGGCGUCCCCGCAGCCAGAGGGCGCCCACAGCGAGAGGCGGUUCACCUCGCGAUGGGGACGCGGUGGGGACUGGCAGCGCUGAGGGACGUCCAGCCUUUGGGGACGGGGUGGGGGGCACCGCGGGCAGCACCCCGCUCCCACAGCGCCACGGCGAGGCAGCGCCGGGUCACAGCAGCACCGGCUCCGACCUCACCCUGCGCUCAUCCUCACCCGAGGAGAGCGGGGACAGCUUCGUGCUGCAGAAGGACAUCCAGCACCGCGCCACCCUGCUGUGCAUCCUGAGAGCCGAGGCGCCGGGCAUCACUGCUGCCCUGCAGGAGAGCCAGAGCGCGGUGGGACCAAGGCUGAGCUCGGAGCACAUCGCCCAGCUGCUGAGCUGCCUGCAGAGCUACAUCCAGAGCCCCCAGCAGCCCCGGCUGCGCCGCGACCUCCUGCAGCUGCAGGCAAGGCUGAGGGAGGAUGGGAUCGGUGUGCAGCGACUGCAGGCACCGCUGCUCCACUUCCAGGCUGUGGUGACGCGGGUGCUGCGCCAGCACCACAUCAGGCCUCACUGGGUGUUUGCUCUGGACUCAGCCAUCAGCCAGGCAGUGCAGGCAGCUCUGGCCGUGCUGCUGACAGAGCUGCAGGAGGAGGACUCCGAGGCCGAUGGCCCCACAGAGAGCAGCGCCAGCCAGCAAUGCUCGGUGCUGCUGGCACAGCUCCGCCGCCUCCGCGCACAGACGGGCAGGUGGGGCCGGGCAUCCGUGGGGCACAGGGAUGGGGCGGCACCGUGUGCCCCCCAAUGCCAGCCCCCAUCCCUGCUGCCCUCCAGGCUGCUCCGACAGCUGGCCGACAAGGAGCAGGAGUGGCAGCGGUUGGCACAGCGGGCGCUUUGCUCGGUGGACAUCACACAGCCCGACCUCCCCCCGCACCGCGGUGAGCAGGGACACAGCGGGGGGGACACCGCAGCUUCAUGCCCCGGGCGCAGCGGCGGGGCCCGGGCUGAUCCGCUGCUCCUGGAGUGGCUGCAGCAGCACGGCACGGACCCAAGCGCCACAGCCGCGGUGAGACCCACGGCCACGCGGAGCCCCUCGGGGCUGCACCCCGCCGAUGCCGUGGGGCUGCGCCACCUCACCGCCACCUCACCGCCACCUCCCGCAGCUCCUGACGCACGGCUUCACCCUGCGGGACCUGCUGGGCAGCGCCACCCGCGACGACCUCUUCUACACCGGGAUGAGGCGCGGCUCUGCGUACCGCCUGUGGGCAGCCAUCGUGCGGCACCGCGAGGAUCAGCGGCACGGAGGGACGCCAGCGGCGGAGCAAUAAACGGCAUCCGGGGGAGAGCGCGCCGUGCUUCAUUGCGGCCCAAGGCGCCCCGUGUGCGCGGGGCACAGCGCGACCCCCCCCCCCCCAUCCCCAUGCGCUCACGGUGCGCUGCGCGGCACCAGGUCGGUGCGCAGCGGUAG
Molecule: messenger RNA, 4649 nt
Organism: Tympanuchus pallidicinctus (lesser prairie-chicken)
Lineage: Eukaryota; Metazoa; Chordata; Aves; Galliformes; Phasianidae
Gene: MAP3K6
Product: mitogen-activated protein kinase kinase kinase 6
Exons: 25
Coding region: 519-4649 (1376 amino acids)
Biological process (GO): protein phosphorylation; MAPK cascade; cellular response to stress
Molecular function (GO): MAP kinase kinase kinase activity; ATP binding
Source: RefSeq, a predicted model, not a curated record